Mauremys mutica (yellowpond turtle) is the source of this 5687-nucleotide messenger RNA. RefSeq names its product mucolipin TRP cation channel 1 (gene MCOLN1). Gene Ontology annotation, molecular function: NAADP-sensitive calcium-release channel activity. Lineage: Eukaryota; Metazoa; Chordata; Testudines; Geoemydidae. Gene Ontology annotation, cellular component: lysosomal membrane; plasma membrane. Bases 37 to 1785 code for a protein of 582 amino acids. The transcript is spliced from 14 exons. The record is from RefSeq and is a predicted model, not a curated record.
ACAGCUGCGAGGCUCCGGGCUCGCGCUGGCCGCGCCAUGUCCGCUCCCUGCCGCCUGCACAGCCCGCCCGCAGAGACACAGAGGCUGCUGACCCCUGUGAAUAGCUAUGGGUCUCAAGACGGGGGGGCCGGGCCGGGCAUGGGCUCCGCUUCCCUCCUGCCUGAGGAGGAAGACUUGCGCAGGCGCCUCAAGUACUUCUUCAUGAGCCCAUGUGACAAGUUCCGCGCCAAAGGCCGCAAACCCUUCAAGUUGGUGCUGCAGAUCAUCAAGAUCAUCAUUGUCACCAUCCAGCUCAUCCUCUUUGGGCUCAGCAAUCAGAUGGUGGUGACGUUCAAGGAGGAGAACACCAUUGCUUUCAAACAUCUGUUUCUGAAGGACUAUGUGGAUGGGUCGGAGGACACAUAUGCUGUCUAUACGCAGAGGGACCUCUACGAUCACAUGUUCUACGCCGUGGAGAAGUACCUGGCCAUUCCUAACGAGACAAUCGGGCGCUACGCCUACGUGCAUGGGGAGUGCAGCGGGAACCAGUCGGCCCUCAUGCUGUGCCAGCAGUACUAUCGCAAAGGGCAGAUCGACCCUGCCAAUGACACUUUCAACAUCGACCCCAAGAUCAUCACAGACUGCCUGGGUGUGGACCCCAUGGAGAGGAUGCCCUGGCCCCUGCAGCCUGUGGAGACACUCUCCCUGCAGCCCCACCCCAGCUACCAGAACUUCACGCUCAAGUUUCACAAGCUCAUUAACGUCACCAUCCAGUUUAAACUGAAGGCCAUCAACAUCCAGACGAUCAUUAACAAUGAGAUCCCAGACUGCUACACCUUCACCAUCACUAUCACGUUUGACAACAAGGCUCACAGUGGCCGGGUGAAGAUCAGCCUGGACAACAAAGCUGACAUUAAAGAGUGCAAGGACCCCAGCAUCUAUGGCCGAGGAGACAACACCUUCCGCAUGUUCUUCGACGUGGCUGUGAUCCUUGUUUGUGUGCUGUCCUUCAUCCUGUGUGCCCGCUCCAUCAUCCGGGGCUUGAUACUGCAGCAUGAGUUGGGCCAUUUCUUUCAGAGACGUUACAACCAGGACGUCUGCCUGUCAGACCGCAUGGAGUUUGUGAAUGGCUGGUAUAUCCUGCUGGUGGUGAGUGAUGUCCUGACAGUGUCCGGGACCAUCAUGAAGAUCGGAAUUGAGUCAAAGAACUUUGCCAGCUAUGACGUGUGCAGCAUCCUUCUGGGCACCUCCACUCUCCUGGUCUGGGUCGGGGUCAUCCGCUACCUCAGCUUCUUCCAGAAAUACAAUAUUCUCAUAGUGACCAUGAGGGUCGCCCUCCCCAACGUGAUCCGCUUCUGCUGCUGUGUUGCUGUCAUUUACCUGGGCUACUGCUUCUGCGGGUGGAUCGUACUGGGCCCGUACCAUGUCAAGUUCCGCACCCUCUCCAUGGUGUCCGAAUGCCUCUUCUCCCUCAUCAACGGGGAUGAUAUGUUCGUGACCUUUGCUGAGAUGCAACAGAACAGCUACCUGGUGUGGCUCUUCAGCCAGCUCUACCUCUAUACCUUCAUCAGUCUCUUCAUCUACAUGGUGCUCAGCCUCUUCAUUGCACUCAUCACCGGCUCCUAUGAGACCAUCAAGCACCAAUGUGAGGGUGAUGUGCCCAUCACACAGCUCCACAUGUAUAUUGCCGAAUGCAAAGACAGCCCAAGGUCUGGCAAGUUCCGCCGUGAGAGCAGCUCCUCCUGCUCGGUUUUCUGCUGCUGCGAGCGGGCUCCACUGCAAGACAACACACUGGUGGUGAAUUGACAACGCAGCUGCGGGAGAGCCUGAUCUGUGUACCUGUGCGGGAGAGCACUGUCUGCUGUACUGCUGGGGAACUGAGCCUGUACAUGGAACUGCCUGGAGGGGAUUGGUCAAGGGGACAGUCCCAGCCCUGCGACCGCACCCACUGGCAGCUGCCUCCCUGGCUGGACUCCAAGGACUAGUAGCAGGAGUGGGGCUGUGUGGCCCCCAAGCAGAGACAUGGGUGAGCUCUGUCCACCAAGAUGAACCCUGGAUCUGCUGAGUCAGCGCUUAGCCUAUAGCACCAGCUGGGCUCUGCUCAGUGUGUGCUGGCCACAUGGACUGGAACCUUGGGCCACAGCUUUUAUGUAGCACCUUUUUUUAUUUACCUUCUGGCUUUUACCAGGCUGUGAGAUCCGGGAUGGGGGAGGAAAAGGGCUGAGGACCCCCCUUUGUCACCGCCUUGGGUUUGGGGGGGGGAGGGGAAAUGGUGUGGUUCUUCACAUGGAGCCAUGCAAAAAUGGAACCUGAAUGAGAUGAGCACUGCAGUGAUGCCAGCACUCCUGUCCCAUGGCAGUGCCAUCCCUCAGCAGAACCCUCCCUUGUCCCUUGCAGCCUGGGUCCCAGCAGGGACUGCUGAGUUUAUGUAGCGGAAGGAGUUCCCCUGAUGGAGCCCUUCCUCCCUUAGGCAGGGGAAGCCCAGCUUUGCAGUGGGCUAGGAGAGUUCGGGAAAGAUACUGCUGUCCAGACCUUGUUGCUGCUCUUGACCACCCCCCCCCCCCACCCCCAGUUGGGAACUGGUGCCAUCCCAGGGCUGUGUUCUGGGUACUCUGUCAUUCUGCAUCUUGCCUUUUCCAGUCUCCGCUCUCUUCUGACUGCUGGCCUGUCUGCUGCAGAGAUGCCCCACUGAGGGCAUCACUGAGUUGCACUGUGCUGGGUGCUGUUGGCAGCCUGGACACUUGAUAGGCUGGGUUUAGUUUUGAAGGUGUUUUUAAAAUGUUUUCAAGCUGCCUCUUUCCCCCCCCCCCGCCCCCAAAUGCCAUGCCUGGGGGGAAGGUGGGGAGGGGAGGGCUGGGCCCUUCCUGCUGCCUCAGGAUGUUUAAAAAAGCCUUUUGGGCCUUUAUCUUUUGUCUACAUUUGUUAACUUUAGAAACAGUCUGCUCUCCCCUGUUCCUACUGGAGGUCUCCUUGGAGGAACAGAGAGUUGGGAGGGGGAUAUGGCUUCUGCCUGCUGAUGAGGGAGGGCAUGCUGGGCUGGGGCCUUGCACAGACCUCUUCCACCUUGAACGUCUGGCAAAGCCUUGGCCUGGUCUACACUGGGGCGGGGGGGGGGGAUAUCUAUCUAAGAUAUGCAACUUCAUCUAUGAGAAUAGUGUAGCUGAAGUAGAUGUACCUUAGAUCGACUUAGAAUCACUUACUUCGCAUCCUUGCGGUGCGGGAUCGACAGCCACCGCUCCCCCGUCGACUCCAUUUCCACCUCUCGCCUUGGUGGAGUUCCAGAGUCGACAGGGAGCGCAUUCGGGGAUCUAUGUAUCGCAUCUAGAGGAGAUGCGAUAGAUCGAUCACUACCCGCUGAUCCGGCAGGUAGUGUAGACGUACCCUAGGGUUCUGCACCAAUCCCUUCCUUUCCCAAGGGCUGUGUCUCUUGCUCUCUGAUGUCACAAUUCUGCUAUACCCCAAGCCCUUCAGAAUCCUCCAGUGCAGAGAAGAGGGGAGCCCUGGUUUCUGAUGGAAAUGCAUGUGGGAAAGGACAGGUUCUUUCCGUGCCAGCAGCAGCAUAGCCCCAGGGCCCUUUUCCAGUCACCUUGCAGUUUUAAUACUUUUUAAAUCAUGUGGUUUUUAGGACUCACUGCCUCUCCUGUGCAUUGUUUACAGCCAGGCAGUAGUGUGUGCGCUGAGAAUGGCUGCUGGCUAAGCCUCUGUGGGGUCAGAUCCUUCCCCUUGGGCCUUAGAGGGGUGUGGCCAGCAUCCACAACCAGGGAGCUUGUGUCCUAUACAGACUGGGAAGGCCCCCAGGGCUGGGUGUGCUGGAGCCCAACAGGAGUACCUGUGAAACGGGGGGUGGACAAAUUGGUAGCAUCUGGGCUGUCUUGGGACAGACUUGGCAGCAUCCUGCCUCCACCGCCUGUGAAAUCACAGGCCUAUCCACCACACUGAAUUCACUUACAGCCUGGAACUCUGCAGGAAAGGGUUUCCAGCAGGGUCAGGGCUGUGGGAUGGCAGCAGCACUAGAAGUAUUUAAAUCUUCCUCUGGCAGAGCCCCCCACUUAGGAAGCUGGCACCUCAGGCUUUGGAGGGUGUUCACUGUAUGGUGUUGGGGUCAGUGUAGCCCUGCUUUGGAACUGGCCUGCAGCCCCUCUCCCUGCUCAGGGCUGUUAGUGCUGGUGAUGUCAGUAGUACCUGCUGAAUGCCCAAUAUGAAUCCCCAUGAAGAUGAGUGUGGCUCGGAGCCAGCCCUGGUGUUGGUAGUUCAGAUUGUGUCUGUCAACGAAUUGUGCUUCAAUCAGACUGUUGCCCAAACCCUGGUCAGCUCACACUGCAGCAGGCAGCUGGUUUCUUAGAGGCCUCCCUGCCUGUUGGCUUCUCCCAGCAAUGCCAUUUGUGCAGCAUCUCAAGUGGCUUCCCCUCCCCCCUUGCUUAGGGUGCGGCGCUCUUCCUGUUGACUGGCAGGAGGCCGAGUGGCUUGUACAUGUUUUGUUUGGCUUGGAGCAUUGCCACCUGUGCUCAGCUCCUGGUGUCCCAGGGUUGCAGUGGCUCUGUCCACACUCUGUGAAAACCCUGCACUCUGGACUGUGGGCGCUAGACCCAGGCUGCAUGGAAGAAAAGGUAAGAGGGGUCUCAGGGCUGGGCCUCCUUUCCCAUGUGUGUGCGCUGACCAUUGCUGCUCUGUUGGGAGCAGAGUUAAGCUGACAGGACACUUUUGAACAGCUCCACUGGCCCUUCCACUAUGGUGUCUAUUCCCCCCUGCUGAAGGGCCUGGUGCACAGCUGGCCUAGGCCCUAGCCACUGCUACCUGUAAUCUGUCGUCUCUGUGGCUGGCAGAGGCCUGUGCUGCUGGAGCUGGCUGAAGGGGCUGUUUAUAUUGCUCUGGAUGUGUUGUCUCGUGGGCUGUUGGACAGGACAGGUCAAGGGCAUGUUUUGUAACAACAGAAGCAACUGUUCCCCUCUGGAAGCUGGCACCGUGACAGUUCAGCAUUAUUACUCUUGGAAAGCUCCACUGAAUACCUGCCUUCUGCAGCCUGUGCUGUCCCUCUGCUGUCUGCAUGGGCCACUGCUGUUGGGGAGGAAGGGGGCCCUGUCUCUUCUAACAAGCUCAUUGCAUUCAGCCCUCUCAGUAGCUCCACAUUGCUGUCUGCCCCCUCAGUGUAAUGGGCUCAUGUGUCAAACCCCUUCACCCCAAUCUGUGGCUAGCAUGUGGCCCUGCUAAUAGUGCCAGCAGCUGAGCCUGGGUCUGUGUUCGUCUGUACAGGAUGCACCUGUCAUAGCCCUGCUGUAGGGCCAGGACUGCUGUGCUGGGGACACAUUUUUGCCAUGCGUGUCUCCCCUACACCCCCCAAGCACAGGGGCUGUCACUAUCUGCAUUGCUGCUGGGGUGAUGAGCUUAUUACAAGCAUCUUUGUCUUCCCCCAGUACCAACUCAUCAGUGCAAUGAUGAGGCAUCUUUCAGUGCUCCAGCUAUAGAAAAUGAUCUUGGCUGCUGCCUGCCUGUCGGUUCAUGCAGCCCUUUCCUCCAGGGGUUGGCAGCGCUGCUAAUUUGUGACUUUAAUGUGAGCCUUGCAAUAUUUGGUGUGCCUCCCCCCGCCCCCCUUCCUUAAACUCACAGCAUCAUGUGCUGUCAGGGGAAUCUAAGCUUUGGUUUUAAAGAGUUUCUAGCCUUCCUGGUUGUGGAGAAAAAGCCUAAAGGCUCAGAGACCAGCAUGUUUUGUG